Molecule: messenger RNA, 504 nt
Organism: Zingiber officinale
Lineage: Eukaryota; Viridiplantae; Streptophyta; Magnoliopsida; Zingiberales; Zingiberaceae
Exons: 1
Coding region: 1-504 (167 amino acids)
Source: RefSeq, a predicted model, not a curated record
AUGGAUCCUAAGGAUUUUGCUGGCACUACCGACCCUUUUGUUGCUGAGGGGUGGAUCCGAUCCUUGGAGGUGAUAUUUCGAUAUAUGGAUGACACUGACAGAUUUCGAUGUGCCAUAUAUCUGCUUAAGGAUGAUGCUUCUCUAUGGUGGGAGGGAGCUGAAAAGGGGAUUAAUCAGAAUACCCUGACUUGGGAGGAGUUCAAGUGGAUCUUCUAUGAAAAGUAUUUUACAGCUGAUGUGAGAUCGAGGUUGAAGAGGGAGUUUAUGAGUCUCCGACAGUGGGACUUGUCUAUUGCUGAGUUUGUCAAGAAGUUCAAUAGAGGUUGUCAUUUUGUGCCCCUAAUUGCAAAUGAUGCUACUAAAAAAUUAAGGCACUUUUUCGAUGGUCUCAGGCCUGCCAUCCACCGGGACGUUCUGUUGGUCGAUCCGACUGAAUACCAGGACGCUGUCACUAGAGCCUUCAGAGCUGAGCAAUCCUUGAAAUAUAUGGAGUGGGAAGUGUAG